Messenger RNA from Anopheles marshallii, 1686 nucleotides. RefSeq names its product pickpocket protein 28-like. The record is from RefSeq and is a predicted model, not a curated record. The transcript has 5 exons. Gene Ontology annotation, molecular function: ligand-gated sodium channel activity. Gene Ontology annotation, cellular component: membrane. Gene Ontology annotation, biological process: sodium ion transmembrane transport. Lineage: Eukaryota; Metazoa; Arthropoda; Insecta; Diptera; Culicidae. The coding region runs from base 1 to 1686 and encodes 561 amino acids.
AUGAAAGUUUCCCGGUGGACAAUUGUGAAGAACCUAGCGCGGGAGUACUUAGCGUCCAGCUCGUGCCAUGGCAUGUCCUACACAGUGCACCCGAAAGUGUCCGUUACGGAGCGCGUAUGCUGGGCAGUUGUGGUUGCGCUUUCGCUGAGCGUCUGCAUAGCGGCCAUCGUUAUCGGGCACCAGAAAUGGGUCGAAAAACCGAUGAUCGUAAGCUUCUCCGCAAAGCCGAUCCCCGUGUGGAAGCUACCCUUCCCGGCCAUCACCAUCUGUCCGCAGACGAGAAUCGCUGUGGAGAAGUUCAACAUUACCGAGGUGUACCUGAGGGCCCGCACCAAUAAGACACUCUCAUCGACCGAGUGGCGCAAGCUGCGUGUGCUGACGCACGUGUGUUCCUCGGUAAUGCGGUCCAAGAACGAUUUCUACGGUACGGGAGGAGCGCGAACGGGCAGUGAUGCGUCGGCACCGGUUAACGAGCAGGUGGUAGAACAGUUGGUCAACAUGUCCAUACCGUUCGAUGAGACGUUUAUGACGUGCAUGUGGAGUUUUAACUUUCGCCGGUGUGACGCCUUGUGGUCCCGGAAGGUGACGGAGAAUGGGAUCUGCUAUAGCUUCAACAUGCUUUCGAGCGCGGAACUGUACACGGAGGACCAAGCGUUCCGGGAGCGGGAAGUGUAUCCUGAGGGCAACAAAUACAAAAGGUUCCAAACGUUGCAUGCGGCGACGAUGCGUAGUACGGGUUGGACGAUGGAAAAUGGCUAUACGGUGGGUGAGAGCUUACUGGCCUACCCGCGACGAACGGCUAGCAGUGGGUUUAAGGGUGGCGCAAUUGUAGUAAUGAAGGCCAAUCAGAAAAAUCGCGAGUACAUCUGUUCGGGUGCUUUGCAAGGCUACAAAAUUACGAUACACCCACCGGAUGAAUUCCCGAGGCUGAGCGAACACCACAUCCGUGUACCGCCGAUGCAUGCCGUGUCGGUUAUCGUGAGGCCCCGUUUACUCACCACCCAAACGAAUCUUCAUCGCUAUCCGUACACAAAGCGACAAUGCUUUUUCGCGGACGAACGGAAGUUGCGCUUCUUCCGGGUGUACAACGAACAGAACUGUGAGUUCGAGUGUCUCACCAACUACACACUGGCCACGUGCGGUUGUGUGACGUUCGCCAUGCCACGGGAGAACACUACCCGGGUGUGCGGUGUCAGCGAGAAGCGGUGCUAUAAAACGGCGGUCACACGGCUGAUGGAGUUGGAUGAGUUGACCGCUUACAACGGGCAGGAUACGUGCGAUUGUUUGCCCGCCUGUACGACGAUUAAGUACGAUGUGGAGCUGUCGAACGAUUGGCUAAACAUGGACUCAUUGCUGGCAUCGACGUUUGACCGAGAACGUAGAAAGGAAGGGAUAGAACCGAUGCUACUGUACGUUUACUUCAAGGACAACAAAUUCCUGUACAUCGAGCGGGUGGAGUAUAUGAAUUUCAAUGGCGAGUUGGCCAAUUUCGGUGGCAUUCUGGCACUCCUGUCCGGUAUGAGCCUUACGAGUCUGGGGGAAAUAUUGUACUACAUCUUCGUGCGGCCUCUUGCGCUGUGGAUUAGAGUGCAGUACGCUAAGACCCGGGUUAAACCGGCCGUCCGAGAGGUGCAGCUGCGUACCGGGACCGAUUCCGUGUACGUUGUACGUCCUUGGAUCCCGUAA